Molecule: messenger RNA, 516 nt
Organism: Dovyalis caffra
Lineage: Eukaryota; Viridiplantae; Streptophyta; Magnoliopsida; Malpighiales; Salicaceae
Source: the annotation of a GenBank genome assembly
AUGGAAAUUUUUGAAAAUUUUGAAGAGUACCAAAAUUACUGGGAGACCAACAAGUUUUUGAAUGAAGAGCUUAAUUAUAGCUGGGCAACGGAGGAUCUACAAUUUAAUCUGGGGUACCAUGAUUCGAGCUUGCCGGAUGGAGCUGCUUCAAGUACAAUAGCCCCUAAAGCUGUUGUUUCAGAGAGGAACAAGAGGAAGAAGCUCAAUGACAAGCUCUUAGCACUUAGAGAAGCAGUUCCCAAAAUCAGCAGAUUGGAUAAGGCUUCCAUAAUCAAAGAUGCUAUUGAGUACAUCCAAGAUUUGCAAGAACAAGAGAGGAGACUUCAAGCUGAGAUAAUGGAACUUGAAUCCGAGAGAUUGAAGAACAAUCCUGAUUUUGAGCAAGAGAUACCAGUCUUGUCAAGAUCAAAGAAAACAAAACAUGACCAAACUUAUGAUCAUAGAUUGGCCAGAAGUUGUCCUGUUGAAGUUCAUGAAGUAGGUUACUCUCUGCAUGCAUGCUCUUGGCGUGCCUGA